AUGGCACAAAUUACUGUACCAAAUCAUUUGUUUAAAUCGCUUCAUUUAUCUAAUCCGCAAAGUUACAAUAUCUACUUGGUAGGAUCUCGUCUGUGGGGAACUAAUACCGAUGCAAGUGAUUGGGAUCUUUUGAUCGUCGGCGAUGUCUCAUCAACGCAACUCACAAGUCUUCACAAAGCUCAGUAUGAUAUUAAAGUGCUUGAUCGACAAGAAUUCAUGCAACAUAUCAAUGACGGUUCCAUAAUCGAAACUCUGUGUGCACUGAUGCGAAAGGAAGAUAUGUUGCAGUAUGCUUUUGACAUAGGUCAGCCUACGAUUGAUCCAGCAACUAUGAAAACAUGGAUGGAAACACGGCGAGCCAAAGAUCUAGAUAAGGCUGAAAAAUUCUGGCUUAAAGGUAAUCGACAAGCGGCGUGGAAGAUUCUCCGACAUAUUUUACAUGCGAAAGUUCUCUACGAUUAUCUCGUUAUCGCUCUUCGUGAAAAACGAGUGCCACUGACGAUCGACGAUAUACAAACAAUUGUUCGUCCAGCUAGUUUACUAUGUGAUAAGUCUUGGAUGCAGCUAGACUGGUCAGAUGUGCGUGCUGCAACGAUGGAUGCAUUGGUACAGUUGUAA
Molecule: messenger RNA, 618 nt
Organism: Adineta ricciae
Lineage: Eukaryota; Metazoa; Rotifera; Eurotatoria; Adinetida; Adinetidae
Source: the annotation of a GenBank genome assembly